Fusarium odoratissimum NRRL 54006 is the source of this 1665-nucleotide messenger RNA. RefSeq lists its product as uncharacterized. The record is from RefSeq and is a predicted model, not a curated record. NCBI's taxonomy places the organism in Eukaryota, Fungi, Ascomycota, Sordariomycetes, Hypocreales, Nectriaceae. Gene Ontology annotation, biological process: fungal-type cell wall organization. Gene Ontology annotation, molecular function: structural constituent of cell wall. Bases 241 to 1470 code for a protein of 409 amino acids. Gene Ontology annotation, cellular component: fungal-type cell wall. The transcript has 2 exons.
UUCCCAGCCACACGGGUUGACGUGUGAAUAAUGCAGUAUCGAUACGAAGAUGCGCAGCCUUUUUGUUAUAGCGUUCCAGGCAGGAUGAGUGGAGUACAACGCCAUGUAUAUCAAGCAGGCUGCUUCUCUCGAUUGAAGAGACUCAUCAUCACAAGCAACCAGACAGAAACAAAGACAUCUUUCGUCCAUCUCGACAACAAAGUCUUCUGUAUUGCUUUCAUCACAUAAUUCGACUCCAAGAUGAGAACAUCACUGGCUCUCCUGGCUCUGGCAGCCACAGCCUUUGCCAUUCCCCAAGCAGUCACAGAAGAUAUUGCACCCAAAGGUAAAGCCCCGAAGGGUUGCACCACCUCAUAUGAUGGCCAAUUUGAAGUCACAAUCUUCAAGCCUGGAAACGAAAAGCGGGAUGUCACUGAGCGAUCAUGUAAUGGUGAAGGCGUUCUCGUCCUGAACCUCAAAGACGGUGUUCUCAAGGACGCUCAAGGUCGAACAGGCUACAUCUCGGACAGCUACCAGUUCCAAUUCGACAAGCCCGCACAGGCUGGCGCAAUCUACACAUCCGGUUUCUCAGUCUGCUCCAACGGAACUCUUGCCUUUGGACCCUCCGCAAUCUUCUGGCAAUGUCAAUCCGGCGAUUUCUACAACCUCUAUGACCGCAACUGGGCUGAGCAAUGUGAGCCUGUUGAGUUCGGCGUUAUGCCCUGUGGCAAGAGUAAGAAUGCAAAGUCCGCCCCUAAGAAGAGAAUUGUGGGAAGCAGCGUUGUCGCGACGACUGUUGUAACUGUUGUUUCUGAUGGCACGACGAGGGAGGUUCCUACAACUAUCGCUGUUCCCAUGUGCCAGAUUGGCGAUGGACAGGUUCAGGUUCGCACGACGCCAUGCGAUGAUAUGGAGAUCCCUAUCAUUACUGCUCCUCCUGUCAGUCAAGUCUCGGAUGGCAAGCUUCAGGUUCCUACUACAGCUCCACCUGCGCCUCCCGCAGUUCAGAAACCUGCCAAGCCUGCGGAUGACACACCUGCUGAGGGUACUGGCGGCGAUGCCGGGGAUAAGCCCAAGCCUGCUGGUGACUCGAAGCCUGGCGCUUCUCCUUCUGGAAACGAUGCUCCUGAUAACACGGGAGCCGCACAGGCUGAGAAGCCAGCUGGAGAUGAGCCUUCUGCCACUGGUGCCCGACGUGCUGGCAAGUCGAAAGCCACUGAAACCGACGAUGAAGUGCUGGCCACUGACUCUGGUACCCCCUCAGACACCGAGACCGAGGCGACUGGCUCAUCUCGAAGCACACGUGCCGUCAAGCCCUUCAAGCCUCAGACGACGGAGAGUAAUGACUCUGAGGAGACUGGAAGCAGCUCCAGUUCCGGCUCAGAUGACGCCGCGUCUACGGGUGCGGCUCAGUCUGAUGCUUUCAAGAUUGCCGCGAGCUUGGGUAUGGUGCUUGUAUCGGGUCUGUUUGGAUCUCUGUUGAUUCUGUAAAUGAUGAUGGGGCUGGGAUUAUUGAUUGAGGUUAUGAUUGUAUAUGUUUUCUCGCAUAAAUGUGGUGUUCUGGUUUUCUCAUGUCGGAGGUAUUGGGUGAGUAAUAUUUAGAUAUCUCUUUACGAACAGUCAAUGGCACAAUAGACAUGGAAUCACAAAGCUAAACGUACUCAACGCUGACGUUCAAUUGCCUCU